GUCUCCCCAAACCUUCGCGGGGGAAGAUGUAUCGUUCUGCAUCCUUCCUUCUUGAACAUGUGGCAACUGUAGUAUGCGUUUGCCCUCGACCAGUGUUGUUCAAGAUAUCAACUUUGAAUCAAUCGCGUUACAGUGUUUGAGUGAGUGUGAUGCACUUUAAGUCUUUACCAACGACAUUCGUAUGCUUCCGUAUAAAAGUUAUGUGUAAUGUUGCGUGACCAAGAUGUGAUAUUUUUUUCGAAAGUUUUCCAAGCGCUUGUUCAAGACUUGCAGACAUUUUCCCUUCCUGGUCAAUGAGCGGUGUGCAAAACGUGCGGCGGAAAAAAGAACCCAUUAAAUUGGCCUCGUUCUCAUUACAUCGUGACUCACAAAGAACUCUGCUCAAGUUCGUUACGAACGGCGUGGCAAGAUAAUAACCUUGCCUGAAGGAGAUAAUUCACCUAUUUAACAUCAUUGAUGUUGUUAUGUUUUCAUUUGAUUAAAAAAUAGAAUAACACGUUAAAAAAAAAAACUUUUUUUUUAUGGUACACGUGAAUUUUCGAGUAUUUAAAAGUGAUAAAAAUAUAACCGGUAAAAACUAAGGAACGACAUUUUAAAUUUCGAUACAGUAUUAAGAAGCGAAUUCGACGGAAACAUUUAGAGUUGAUAAAAACAUUAAAAACAGUGACUUUGCAAAACCAUAAACCUCAGCAGAUCUUGGAAAUGGUGUGAACACUAAUGAGUGAUGUAAAGCGAUGUAGAAAAAGAACUAAUGACUCAAGAAGUAGGGGGAAAAUGUAGAUCACGAGACGAAAUUCUGGAAAUUGGACCGGAAGUGAGAGAAUCGAAUCCCCGCAAUCUAUGAAGGGAAGGUGACGUUCUUCCUCCACUCUCUUUAAUAUGUGAUGAAGGUCCGCGGGUGGACGUGGGCCACAUCAUGGCCCGUGGUGGCACUCUGGGCGAGUGUCACCCUCCUGGUGGCGCUGGCAUCGCUGGCCGCCCUCUUCACGCCCACAUGGUUCGUCCGCCAUUCGCCAUCGCCGCCCGUGAUGUUCGGCGUGUGGGCGUGGUGCGUGGGCGGAUUUGACGACCAACGUUGCGCCGCCGUUGGACAGAGCGUAUCGGGCAAUGACGGAGCAUUGCCUUCGGCAGUGUGGGUGAUGGUGGGCGCCCUUUACGGCGGGGGCGGGACCCUCCUAGCCGUCACGGGUCUGUCGGCUCUCGUGGCGCCUGUCCUACCCACGACUCACGCCCGUGCAGCCCUCGCCCACGUUGCUGGCAACAUACAGGCGGCGGCAGUGUCUCUGCAAGCGGUUGCCUUAGUCCUGUACCCGCUGGGCCUGGGAUCACCCUUCGCAAGAAUGCAAUGCGGGGAAACGGCCUCGGUCUACGCGGCCGGCAGCUGCGAAUUGGGAUAUGCUUACAUGCUAGCGCUUGUGGCCACAGUGCUGGCCGCAUAUUGCCCCGUGCUGGCUAGACUAGUCACGUACAAGGACUACACAGACUAUUGGUCUAAUCUUAACUACAUGUAAAUCUUACUGCUUUUUACUACACUUAAUAAGUAUGUACUGGUAUUUGUACGAGUAAACAAAAAAGGGGGGCGGGAGUUUGGGAACUCUGUAUACUUGUAAAGUUUAUAUUAGAAAAGAGAAGCAGUUUCUGUCACCUGUGAAGUGUGUGUGGAUGCAUACAGUAAUUUAUUCGAGUAAGUAAGCUAUAGAACGUUGACCAAGAAAGUCGAUAGGAAUAAGAUGGAGAAGAAUGACCAGUGAAUUUCAGGAUUUUGGGAGGGCAUACCAUUGUAGCUAUUCUCUUUAUACGCGAGUUAUUUAACGCAAAACGAGGUUGCGUAUUCAUAAUUUUCUACGGAAAUGAUGAUUGAUAUUCAACGUAGCGCAACAGCGAGAUGCCAAGCAACAUUUUAACUCAAAGUUUACACAUGAAAAUUACGAGUGUGAAUCAAAAGUCCAGGUCAUCGUAAUGAAAACUAUACCACGGUAAUUCAAACUAAUGAAUAAAAAAUCUUGACAUUUGUAACGAAUUAUUUCAUAUAAAAAUAUAUACAUUCAGUUAUCCACAGAAUAUCAUUUCAACAUGAAAAUCGAUUACAGAAUGAUGAAGAGGAACCUUGCAUGUUUCUUAGAAAUAAGACUUUCAAAAUAAAUAAGAUUCAGAUAUGAAAAAAAUUUAAAGCAGAGGAUAAAGAGAAAGAGCUGCAUUUUGUAUCAUUUCAAUACAACAGCUAAUUUGGCCAGUAUGAUCUAGUCAUUCCUUAGGUUAUACAAGUGUUCUUUUAGAGUGUAAGUGAAUUAUUCUAAUGAAAUAAAAUCGGACAGAUAUUGACGCACGCUCAUGUAUACAUUUGUUCCUACGAGUAUAUAUAUUAUAAUUAAUUUUGGAAUUAUCAUAAGGUGCAUUCAUCGCAUGUGAGCGGUGUAGUUCAUUUUCCUUGAUUCAUAAUUCCACGUAAUAACAAAAUUGGCUUCAUUUUACACUUGGGAGCAAAUUUUUCAUCAUCAAUUGAAAAUAAUUGCCCUCAGAAACUUCCUGAUUCAAUAAAGUUACCUUAAUGGGACCUAACAAGGAAGUUUUCUUCAGUAUUAUUAGUAAAGGUGCCGUAAGGAAGGUUUUAUGGGAAAAAAAGCAAAAAUGAAAGAAGUGUUAAAAGCGUAACUUAUCAUGAAUCAGUUACUGCUUGGUAACGAAUAUUCUGCUACGGUAUGAGAAAGACUUCAAUGCUUUGUAUUCUAAAUAUGUAGGAUAUAAAUGAAUAAAUUUAAUAUAUUCA
This is a messenger RNA of Macrobrachium nipponense, 2767 nucleotides long. RefSeq names its product LHFPL tetraspan subfamily member 7 protein-like. The record is from RefSeq and is a predicted model, not a curated record. NCBI's taxonomy places the organism in Eukaryota, Metazoa, Arthropoda, Malacostraca, Decapoda, Palaemonidae. The coding region runs from base 885 to 1511 and encodes 208 amino acids. Gene Ontology annotation, cellular component: membrane. The transcript is spliced from 4 exons.